Paraglomus occultum is the source of this 304-nucleotide messenger RNA. The record is from the annotation of a GenBank genome assembly. Lineage: Eukaryota; Fungi; Glomeromycota; Glomeromycetes; Paraglomerales; Paraglomeraceae.
AACUAUCGCAGUAGCAGAAGUAAAAAUUACUGCCAUAGAAGCUCACCAAAAAGUAGAUAAUUUAGCCUGCAAAACUAAACACCGCAAAAAAGAAUUAGAACACAAAUUAGCCACAGAGCAAGCCGAACGCGAGCGAGUAGAAAAAGAAAACCAAAAGAGAAACCAAGAAUUAGCCGAACAGUUAGAAGCCUUACGGCCAGAAAAGUUUAAAAAAGAAGCAGCUGAUGAGCAAGCCAAGAAACUACGAAAAUUUGCGGAACUAAAAGAAGAAAAACAAAAUUUAACAAGGAAACUUUUCUUCUGA